CCCCUACAGAUCCUCCUCAGCUGCCGGGUAACUGCCCCGAAUCCAAUCAGAGGAAAAGUUGGAUCCCAUUUAGAGGACACUGCUAUACGUUCAUGACCUCCACGAGAGACAACUGGGCUCAUGCCACAGUAGAAUGUAUGAGAAUGGGUGUGCAUCUUUAGUGAGUAUUGAGGAUCCAAUAGAAUCACAGUUUAUCCGACGAAACCUGGAGAUCCUGCAGGAUGAAGUCAAGUCAGUCUGGAUUGGACUUCACCGCAGUCAUAAGGGUGAUUGGAUGUGGAUUGAUAAUACGGUUGUGGAUUACACAAACUGGAAACCGGAGAUGCGGGGUGAUGCUGAAAAAUGUGUUGAAGUUCAGUCAGACACUGGGAUGUGGAGCACCAGCAGCUGUAAUGAUCGCAGAGGUUAUAUCUGCAAGACUGCUAAAGUUAUACCACCAACAGAGAAGCCAUCAGUCUCAGUUACACCAACAACAGCGAAGUUAUCAGUCUCAGAUCGGCAGGUAGAUGAGCGUUCUCAUGGAUCGGCUGGCAUCGCUGUAGGGGUUGUGUUGGUCAUAAUCGCUGUUGCAGGUCUUGCUGGGUUUCUGUUCUUUAGGAGAAAUCCCAGGAAUGUGAUUGGAUGAUUUGAUAGCAGAUUCUAUAAUAAUCUUCCUGAGCCCCUUACAGUUUUUGAUAGUAAAGAAUCAGCUGUCAACACUGAAGAAUCAAUAUGAAUAACACAUUAACAUGUCACGCCCGGGGGCUGGCUGCUAUGUGCCUAAGCCACGCCCCUUUCCAACUUCCACCUCGAGGAGGUCCCCAAAGCCAACCCAAUGACCAGACAACAACGGGUACAGGUAAGUAUAAAACAAGUUUUUAUUGAAUUUAAAUAAUUAAAAUGAACUUGGGAAUUCGGGAAGGGGAAAUUAAAACUAGUACUCUCGGCUCUGCCCUCCAGGUAGGCUACGGCCAGGAAGAGUCUCGAGGAAAAGUGGGGGGGGGCAACAGGGGCCAGACACCGUGGGCCAGGGAUGUAGGACUCAGGCUCCUGCCUGGUCUGGUCUACCCGUGGCGCCCUCCUUUUCCUCCUGGAGGCAGAAAUGAAACCAAGAUGAAUGUUUAGCUAGUUAUAUUCUUCUGCGUACCUUGCUCUCCGUGCGGAGUUCUUCCUCUGUACGUGCUCUGAGGGUUACACAAAUGUUCCUUUGUCUCACGGGGUCUCUUUUCCUUACAGGCUGCUGCAGGACACCAGGGGGUCAGCCCUACCAGCAGCGAAGGACCUCUUCUCGCCUUCACUCGGAGCACGGUCGGGUAAGUAUAGAUUCCUUUCCUCUUCCUUUUCUCCUUUCUUUCCCUCUCCACAGGCGGCGGCUGGUAUACAAGAGGCACAAUUACUUGGACUUGGUUUGCUCUCACCUCUCUGCUGGACACAGCGUACAGUAAUUACGGGUUACACACAGUUCCUUCUCGUGUCGCUCACUCCCUUCCUCUCUCUCUUUCCACAGGCAACAGCUGGGACACAAGUGGCACAGUUACUUGGACUUGGUUUGCUCUCACCUCUCUGCUGGACACAGCGUACAGUAAGUACGGGUUACACACAGUUCCUUCUCGUGUCGCUCACUCCCUUCCUCUCUCUCUUUCCACAGGCAACAGCUGGGACACAAGAGGCACAGUUACUUGGACUUGGUUUGCUCUCACCUCUCUGCUGGGCACAGCGUACAGUAAGUACGGGUUUCACACAGUUCCUUUUCGUGUCGCUCACUCGCUUUCUCUCUCUCUUUCCACAGGCAACAGCUGGGAAACAAGAGGCACAGUUACUUGGACUUGGUUUGCUCUCACCUCUCUGCUGGGCACAGCGGACAGUAAGUACGGGUUUCACACAGUUCCUUUUCGUGUCGCUCACUCGCUUUCUCUCUCUCUCUCCACAGGCAACAGCUGGGACACAAGAGGCACAGUUACUUGGCUUGGUUUGCUCUCACCUCUCUGCUGGACACAGCGUACAGUAAGUACGGGUUUCACACAGUUCCUUUCCGUGGCGUUCUACUCGUUCCAACUUUACACAGCACAUUCCUUGUUCCUAACAAACAGAUCCCGGAAUAUAUUAAUUUUGGUUACACAGGGUGGCGGACUUACGACACUGAAGUCUUCGAUGCGUCAGCUGGAGUAAGCGGUUUUCACGUGGCGUCGGGGACAAACCCUCUCGACAAGCUCGGCGGUUGCGGGGAGGGGGAAACGUCGUACUGUCUCACCGGGCCGAGCGCUGCCCUUCCUUCACCCUCCUUAGGCGUUCGAAUACAGGACAGGGGCGCCCUUUCGACGAGACCUCAGGACAGACGGGAUUUUCCACUCCUCUCUCUCUUCUGCAACGAUAAGUAGCACACAGAUGACAAUAUCCACAAUAGUGACUCGUAAUCGUACUCACACAACCAUACUACUCCAGCACUUCACCGCGACUCCUAGACCCACUCCAAUGUCAGGAACCGGACUCGUUCUGGACUCCACACUGUUACUCUCUACCUGGGACAUGCUCACAACAUAUAAUUAAUGGCCACACUGAGACCGACAGCCUCUUCAUCUUCCCUUGACGAGGCGUACAAAGGCGGGGGUUUGGUCUGACAAGACACACAGCAAUACACAGCAAUGCACAGCACCACGUCAAAAGUGAAAGUUCCACAGCACAAAGACUCACCCACCACGAUCCAGUGUACACUCAAGAUGCCCGCCUUUCUCCACUUCGUCGGGGGCUGUUCGGCGAUGGUAUUCGCAGCCCAGUCAGCAGAUAUGUCGCCGUGGCUAGCCCCAGCCAAAUGUUCUUUAGGCUCUCCCACCACGCUAAUUUAGGGGUAGGGCCUUCCUCCUUCACUCAGAGAUUAAUCGCUUCACAACAAAUUAUCCACACAAAUGUGUAUUCGGUUCAGUGUGUUAUACUCACGGAUACUAUCAACUUUAGUUCCAACUGUCCUUUGUUGUAAUUCCCCCGGCGAUCGCUUCAGUCACACACACAGGACGUCUGUCCUCCUAGCAGAGUUACACAGCAAUAUCAUACAUCGCAAUGUCCUCCAUGCAGAAAUACACUCGCGCUUUCUCUACUUCCUCUUCGUUGUUACGUCUCAGUUUCCAAUGUUUCCAAUCUUGCUUCAAUCCUUAAGGUGUCCAAAGUCCACGCAAUCAUAUAAACUCCAGCGAGAGAGAUCAACAGCCCACGGCCAACGUACUAGAGGGUACAAACGCAGCGCUUCACACUGCACACAACUACUCAAACUGUCAUUUUAGCUGUUCUUAAAUACUGCCCUUGUUUAGCGUAUCCUCCAAUCAUCAAUCGCUUCUCUUAACUAGACACAGCUGCGCUUGAUUUGUUGAUUUUUCCCUCUUACGGCGCUACCGGAAGUCCGGUGUUCCUCUUUUCCGGCCCGGUGGGAAACCUUCCGGGCGGAACCAAACUUCCCUAAAUUUGGUUCCGCCCCUGAAAAGAUCGUCACCUUGUAACAAACACACACACAGCCAUUAGUAUAAAUGUAAUGUGCAAUAUCCACAAUAAUUAUGAGUGGGGGGGCUUGCACCAAAUGUUUUACAGGGGGCACAGUGUACACAGCUACUGUACCCUUUAUACUGUAAUCAAUAUUAUUAAUGUCAAUUAAACAUCAAAACCUUUUAUAUGCCAUAUUCUUAUAGACUACACAGAUAAAAAGAUCAGUGUUUAUGAAAAAUGUAUUGCUAUUUCACACAUAAAAACUAGGGUGCUCUACAAUCAUGUAAUUAGCUGUAAUGAUCAACACUGCAAAAACUGUGAAUAAAAAGAAACCUCUGAUGCAACGUAAGCAGA
Paramisgurnus dabryanus is the source of this 3804-nucleotide messenger RNA. RefSeq names its product macrophage mannose receptor 1-like. The record is from RefSeq and is a predicted model, not a curated record. NCBI's taxonomy places the organism in Eukaryota, Metazoa, Chordata, Actinopteri, Cypriniformes, Cobitidae.